AUGCAGGUUGUUCCCCGGCAGGUAGACCCCACACCAGGUCGUUCCCCGUCAGGUAGACCCCCACACCAGGUUGUUCCCCGUCAGGUAGACCCCACACCAGGUCGUUCCCCGUCAGGUAGACCCCCAAACCAGGUCGUUCCCCGGCAGGUGGACCCCAAACCAGGUCGUUCCCCGUCAGGUAGACCCCCACACCAGGUUGUUCCCCGUCAGGUAGACCCCCCAAACCAGGUCGUUCCCCGGCAGGUAGACCCCCCAAACCAGGUCGUUCCCCGGCAGGUGGACCCCAAACCAGGUCGUUCCCCGGCAGGUAGACCCCCAAACCAGGUUGUUUUCCGGCAGAUGGACCCCAAACCAAGUCGUUCCCCGGCAGGUAGCCCCCAAAUCAGGUUGUUUUCCGGCAGAUGGACCCCAGACCAGGUUGUUCCGCGGCAGGUAGACCCCAAACCAGGUCGUUCCCCGGCAGGUAUCACGGAAUAA
This is a messenger RNA of Haliotis rufescens (red abalone), 477 nucleotides long. Its product is annotated as pollen-specific leucine-rich repeat extensin-like protein 1. The transcript has 3 exons. The coding region runs from base 1 to 477 and encodes 158 amino acids. The record is from RefSeq and is a predicted model, not a curated record. Lineage: Eukaryota; Metazoa; Mollusca; Gastropoda; Lepetellida; Haliotidae.